AUGCUCUCAGGUGGGGCUGUGGCUUAUCACAACAUGAGCCCCUCCGUCUUCCUCCUGUGGCUUGUCACUAUUCCUUUCCUUGCCCACUCUGCCCUAGCUUCUAACCCUCUAGGAUAUUUUAUAGACUGUGGGGGCUCCAAAGAGGUAACGGUAGACAAUCUCACGUACAUUCCUGAUGGAAGCUACACGAAGGUGGGUAACACAACCACCAUCAAGAAACCAGACUUGUUGCCCAUAUUCUCCACAUUGCGUUACUUUCCAGACACAUCGGCUAGGAAAUAUUGCUAUUCAUUGCCCACCAUCAAAGGCAACAAAUACCUAGUGAAGACCAUGUACUAUUAUGGAGAGUUUGAUGGAGGAAAGCAACCUCCAGUGUUUGAUCAAAUCGUUGAAGGGACCAAAUGGAGCAUCGUGAACACCACAGAUGACUAUGCCAAAGGUCUAAGUUCCUACUAUGAGGUUGUGGUAAGUUCGUCAGGGAAGACAUUGAGCGUGUGCUUGGCCAGGAAUGCACACACUGGUAAUCAAAGCCCGUUUAUUUCAGCCUUGGAGGUAAAGAGCUUGGAUGCUACUUUGUAUAAUCCUACUGACUUUGCCAAGUAUGCUCUUGUAACCGUUGCCAGGCAUGUGUUUGGAGGUGAACAGAUCAUUAGUUUUCCAGAUGACAAAUUCAACAGGAUGUGGCAACCAUUUAAGGACCAGAAUCCUGUUGUGGCAAGCCAGUCAAAUGUAACUGCUUCAGACUUUUGGAACCUCCCUCCAGUUAAAGCAUUCAGUUCUGGAAUUACCACUAGUCGAGGGAAGACACUUGAAAUUCAGUGGCCUCCUGUGUCCCUUCCAAGCACCUACUACUACAUUUCUCUCUAUUUUCAAGACAACAGAAGUCCAAGCCCAUAUAGCUGGAGAGUAUUUGAUGUUUCUAUUAAUGGCCAUACUUUUUUUGCAAGUCUUAAUGCCACAUCAAAGGGUGUCACGGUUUAUGCUGCACAGUGGCCACUCUCUGGUCAGACCAAAAUUACAUUGACCCCUGGUAGUGGCAUACCCGUUGGACCUGUGAUCAAUGCUGGAGAAAUUUAUCAGAUUCUACCUCUUGGUGGUCGAACUCACACUAGAGAUGUGAUUGCAAUGGAGGAUUUGGCUAGAAGCAUUCAAAAUCCACCUCCUGAUUGGCACGGUGAUCCUUGCCUACCUAAAGGGAAUUCAUGGACUGGAGUUACAUGCUCUGAUAAAUUUAUUGCACGAGUCAUCACUGUGAACUUAACAAAUGCUGGGCUUGCUGGGUCACUUCCUCCAUCUAUUGGCCAUCUAAGUGCACUUGUUCAUCUUUGGCUAGGGGGAAACAAACUCUCAGGCACCAUCCCCGACUUGAGUGGAUUAAAGGAGUUAGAAACUUUGCAUUUGGAGAGAAACAAGUUUGAAGGAUCACUUCCUCCAUCAAUAAAGGAACUCCCAAGGCUGCAUGAAAUGUAA
Messenger RNA from Abrus precatorius (Indian licorice), 1470 nucleotides. RefSeq names its product probable LRR receptor-like serine/threonine-protein kinase At1g51810. The coding region runs from base 1 to 1470 and encodes 489 amino acids. Gene Ontology annotation, molecular function: protein binding. The record is from RefSeq and is a predicted model, not a curated record. Lineage: Eukaryota; Viridiplantae; Streptophyta; Magnoliopsida; Fabales; Fabaceae. The transcript has 7 exons.